This is a messenger RNA of Cannabis sativa, 2105 nucleotides long. RefSeq names its product protein ALP1-like. NCBI's taxonomy places the organism in Eukaryota, Viridiplantae, Streptophyta, Magnoliopsida, Rosales, Cannabaceae. The record is from RefSeq and is a predicted model, not a curated record. Bases 482 to 1843 code for a protein of 453 amino acids. The transcript has a single exon.
GUUUGAACAAUAUUGUGGUGGAAAUUGACUCCUUUGUUGCAAUUCAAUCUCUUAAUAGCUUUGUUAAAAUACCAUCUAUUUUUGGUCUUCUUGUCCAAGAGUACAAAAAUCUUCUAUUUUCUUUGAAUGAUAUUAAAGUUUGUCAUGUUAAAAGAUCUACUAACAAAGUCGAAUAUUAUCUGGCUUGCAGUUUUUGUUAUUAGGCUGGUCAUAUUUUCUCUGAGAGCAAUAUACUUUCCGCUCUUCACUCUAUUGUAAUAGCCGAUUUAGCUAUUUAACGAAGUUUCUACUUUUAUUUAAAAAAAAAAAAAAAAUGAGAGCACGUGACUCCAAGUGAAAUUUCCAGCCGCACCCGGCUGAGCAGGCAGCCGAAGCCAGGUGUGGCUAUUGUAUUCGGUUUCCACGCACACCAAAAACAAAAACUCUCUCCUUUCAUUUCCCGAGAAAAUCCUAACUCUUUUUCCCGGAAAAUCCAAUUUUAAUGGACUCCACAAGAAGAAAGCAGCAGCUCCCAGCCUUACUUUCUUCCUUAAUCUCACAGCUCCUUCUUCUCCUCCUCCUCCUCUUCUCUUCCUCAACUCCUCUCUCCCUCGAUUCUUCCAAUUCUAAUCACACUUUUUCCUCUCUCAUCCAUCGUUUCCUUUCUUCCCAAGAAAUUGCCGCCGUCUUCUCCCAUUUUGCCGUUUCCCGCAAACGAAAGAGAACCCAUUUCUUAGACCUGAAUUCCGACCCUGGAGAUGAAAUUUCACCAGGCAGUGUCGGACAUAGUCCCCUUCGGAGCCCAGAUUCGUUCAGGAAUUCUUUUAAGAUGACCUCCGAGACCUUCGAGUGGCUCGCCGGUUCUCUCGAACCGUUACUCGAUUGUCGUGACCCGGUCGGUUCGCCACUCAACCUCUCCGCCGAGCUCCGUCUCGCAAUUGGUCUAUUCCGACUGGCCACCGGCUCCGAUUACCAGACAAUCUCUACUCAAUUCGGGGUUUCCGAAUGGGUCGCGAGAUUCUGCGCGAAACAAUUAUGUAGGGUUCUCUGCACUGAUUUCCGUUUCUGGGUCAACUUCCUAAACCCCAAUGAGCUAGAAUCAGUCUCUUCCGCCUUAAAUGAAAAGACUGGUUUCCCCAAUUGUUGUGGUGUCAUCGAUUGCGCGAGGUUCAAAAUCGUCAGAGGUAAUGGAAUCAAGGAACAGAAUGACAAUUCCAGCGAAGAAACAAUCGCUGCCCAAAUCCUGGUUGACUCAUCUUCAAGAAUUCUCAGCAUCGUAGCUGGAUUUCGAGGCAACAAGAGUGAUUCAAAGGUACUUAAGCUCUCAACUUUGCAUAAAGAUAUUGAAGAAGGCAAUCUCUUGAAUUCACCUCCAGUUUACCUUAAUGGGGUCGCCAUAGAACAGUUCUUGAUUGGAGAUAAAGGGUAUCCUUUACUUCCCUGGUUAAUGGUUCCUUUCGAAGAUGCCAUUCCUGGCUCGAGUGAGGAACAUUUCAACAAAUCCCACCAUAGAAUUCGAGUCUCUGCACUUCAAACCAUUGCUAGUUUGAAGAAUUGGGGUGUUUUGAGUCAACCAAUAGAGGAAGAAGCUAAGACUGCUGUUGCUUAUAUUGGUGCUUGUUCAAUUCUUCAUAAUGCUUUGUUAAUGAGAGAAGAUUAUUCAGCUUUGGUUGAUGAGUUUGAAGGUCACUCUUUCAUUGACCAAAGUUGUUCUCACUCUCAUGGUGACACUAGUUUUGUGGACACUUCGAUUGAGCUCAAAGCUUCAGUUAUUAGAAGAGCUUUGGCUACAAGAGCAAAAGAGUUUCAUGAUUCCAAGCAUCACUCCAUGGUAACUGGUUUCUUGAGUUUGGAAUCCACUUAGGAAAUUGCUAAGACAACACUACCUGGAAUUCCAUAAAGAAGCAGCUAAAUUCAACUCUGUUCCACAUUUUUUGUGAUUGGUAACUGAGUUUUUUCUUCUUCUUUUUCUUUUUUUCUUUGCCAUCUUGCUUAGAUUUUUUUAAUGCCUUAAUUUUUCACUUUAAUGCUUCUUUUUUCUCCUACUUUUUUUCAAGGGUAGCUGUAGCAUUUAUAUUAAUUUAUUUUUGGAAAUUUAUUUAGUAGACCAGGUAUUUUGGUACACA